Porites evermanni is the source of this 2153-nucleotide messenger RNA. The record is from the annotation of a GenBank genome assembly. NCBI's taxonomy places the organism in Eukaryota, Metazoa, Cnidaria, Anthozoa, Scleractinia, Poritidae.
GAAAUGGCGGAAGUAAUUGGUAAUAUUUCCCGUGAAGAAAACGCAACUUCCCCAAGUGCUACAGACACCGGUGCUAUGGAGAAAGCUUUCAAAACCCUGGCUUAUGGCGUAAUUGUGUUCUUUUCUGUGAUCGGUAAUUCACUGAUUAUCGCUGCGUUCAAACUUAACACCAGUGGAAAACUACGCACUGUCAACAACAUGUUUAUUGUCAGUAUGGCUGCCGCAGACUUAUUGAUGACAUUAGGGAGCAUCCCUGAAAGGAUCACGAGAAUAUUGGUCAAUGACCAGUGGAUUAUUGGAGGAAACGCGGGAAUAUUUUUCUGCCGAACGACGAACUUCGUUGAGAAACUUUGCGUAAACGUAACCAUUCUUCAUCUUGUGAUGAUUGCUACAGAUCGUUUUCUUGUGGUGUUUUAUCCUCGCAGAAAACUUAUUACAAGCAAAAGAGCUCUUCGAAUGAUUGUUAUCACUUGGUUUGCAUCAGCUGGUUACUGUGUGCCCUUGUUUUACUAUGCCAACCUACUGGAGAGCGACGGAAAACUCUUUUGCAAAACGCGAUACUUUUUCCAAAAUUGGCGCGUUUGGUAUCUGAUUUUCCUGUCCCUGCUUUUGACAAGUUUGCUUCUAGUGGUCAUAUUAUACAGCGCAAUAGCUAUCCAGCUUUGUAGAAGUAAGACACCCGGUGAACGUCCCUCGUUAAAAAGCCGCAAUUGCACACGAUUGAACAAUCGAGUUCUGAAAAUGGUGGCCAUGGUUCUGUUAGCAUUUUAUUGCUGUUUUCUGCCGUAUUGGAUGGGCUGGAUCUUGUGCUCUUGGUCGAAAAUCAUCUGCAACAAUACAUACACCUUUAUUUCAAUUUUACUUAUGUACGCUAACAGUGCUGUUAACCCCAUUAUUUAUUCAUUUUUCAACGAGUAUUUUCAGGUUGCUUUUCGCUUAAUCUUUACAAACAUGAUACAACAUUGUCUAUGCUGCAAGAAAAAACGAGGCUUACUUGGCGAGGCCCGCAGUAGUGAUAACACCAGCGAAAGGAUUUCGGCCAACAUAAUCAAACGCCAAAGCAUAUUAGAUGCAAAAAUGUUUAACUUAAGAAAACAAACUGGUACACAGGUGUAAAAUUAGUGAAAAAGGUCGUCUUUUCGACGCUGCAAAGCCUGUUAUGUAGCAAUUGUUAUACGUGAUGCUGGGCGUAACUGUUAAUGCCGUACCUUUACUUCCAGUUGUUUAUAUAUUUCUACGCGUACAAUUCCUUCCAUUAACGUUUUAAUAUUCAAUUUACCCGUUUUUUCUUUAAUUUUCAAGAAUUCUCUCUUGUCUAAACUAGGUGUCUCUCUAAACAAUAGGUGUCUCGCACACCCCCGCAAACGAGUACAGAAAACGAAACAGGAUAAUAAGAUAUCAGUUCAAAGCAAUCUGUCUUUCACACGAUGGGAGAUUUGGAAAUUUCAAUAUUUUGCAUUUCCUGUUUUCUAUCAAAGUUGUAAAGCGAUUUUCAAUAAUUUCGCAACUGUUUUUGGUCUCGAGAUUUGUGACUGGCUAAUAAUCGUCUUGUUCUAAUUUCCAGAGAUCGAUUGCGAUUUUUCUCACGCCCCUCAUUUCUUGCCUUAAUUCGUGUAUGUUCUAGAAACUUUCCUUAGUCGGUUUGUCAUUUUGUUUACUGGUUCGCCUGCAACCACUGUGAUUGGCUAGAGUGUUUUGUUUAUGAUCUUUCCCGGCGCUUAGCCGUAAUCUGCUCUGCGAGAUCUUAAAAGGAGCGUUAAACAAUUAACAAAGCGUUGUAGAAUUAAAAAAGAUUUCAUUACGCCUGUAUACGACUUGAGGUAAAACAAAUGAAUGAUAUACCUAUAUUAUAAAAGUUUUAUGGCGUCUUAGUGGUAUCAUGGCAACGCUGCAAUAUGCUUAAAAGUUUAAACUAAAAAUAAUUAAUCUUACUUUAAAGAGUUAUUACUUUUCUUUUACUCCCAUUUGGCGCUGAAACACGCAAGGGAAAAAUGGUUUAUUUCACUUUAACAGAUUAUUAUUUUAUUUUAAGGUGUUUAAGGAGUAAGUUAGUGUUUGGUUAUUAGUAAUUUUUGCAGCCUAAAAUAACAGUAAAUUCGGAAAUCAAUAAUUUCAUGUUUCAAUUCUCUUAGUCAAGUACAUGAAGACAUGGU